ACAGGGACCUCGCGGGAUAGCGAAGGCACCGACAGCCUCACUAUAAAGCUCGACACUGUCCCCUCACCGGUCAGAGCGCAACGGAGCGAAAUGCUCUCCAUCAGACUGAGCUUCAGUGCGCGUGGUGGAGCUUAAGAGAAACCCGAACAUAAACAAAUGACCGCAAUAUAAAUUUGUGAGUGAAGCGGUCAAACUACUUGAGGCUGAGAAAGUAAGGGAUUCGCUGAACCACAGGAAUACAUAGCCUACCGUUAUUCAGGGGAGAAACGAAGAAAAGAGCAACAGCGAAAUAAAGAGCACAGAAGAUCAGUAAGAAGUGACUGUGGGUAGGUCUUCCCCUCCUUGGCUGAGCAGAAUGAAGUCUCAGGUGCUGCUGGUCCUGCUCUUCGCUACCUGUGCAGGGGCCACACGCUUCACUCGGGACAGCACCCAGAGGAGCACCCUGGAGGCUCCCAUCGGAGCAGUCGCCCCGGCAGGGAACAGCUCCGCCCCCGAGAACCUCCCAACCAGGCUGGCCCCACCCCGGGGCCCCUUCCCACCCAUGUGCGUUAAGCCCAUCGAGAUCAAGGAAGCCUUCAAGUACAUCAACACGGUGGUGUCCUGCCUGAUAUUCGUGGUGGGCAUCAUCGGGAACUCCACCCUGCUGCGCAUUAUCUACAAGAACAAGUGCAUGAGGAACGGUCCCAACGUGCUCAUAGCCAGCCUGGCCCUGGGGGAUCUGCUGUACAUCCUCAUUGCCAUACCCAUCAAUGUCUUCAAGCUACUGGCAGAGGACUGGCCGUUCGGGGUCCAUGUUUGUAAGCUGGUGCCCUUCAUCCAGAAAGCUUCAGUAGGCAUCACUGUGCUGAGCCUGUGUGCCUUAAGUAUCGACCGGUAUCAUGCGGUGACAUCAUGGAGCCGGGUGAAGGGCAUGGGCAUUCCACUGUGGAAGACUGUAGAGGUGAUCCUGAUCUGGCUGGUUGCCGUGGUGCUGGCCGUGCCUGAGGCUCUGGCAUUUGAUAUGAUGGAGAUGUCAUACCGCGGGAGCAAGUUACGCAUAUGCUUACUGCACCCUCAACAGAACACGCCCUUCAUGAAGUUUUAUCAGGACGCUAAGGACUGGUGGCUGUUCGGCUUCUACUUCUGCCUGCCGUUGGCGUGCACAGGCGUCUUCUACACCCUGAUGUCCUGCGAGAUGCUGAGCCGCAAGAAAGGGAUGCGCAUUGCCCUCAAUGACCACAUGAAGCAGCGUAGAGAAGUGGCCAAAACAGUCUUCUGCCUGGUGGUGAUCUUCGCUCUCUGUUGGCUACCCCUCCACCUCAGCCGUAUUUUGAAAAAGACCAUAUACGACCAGAAUGACCCUAACCGAUGUGAACUCCUCAGUUUCCUACUGGUGAUAGAUUACAUUGGCAUCAACAUGGCAUCCCUUAACUCCUGCAUCAACCCUGUGGCACUCUAUUUUGUCAGUCAGAAGUUUAAGAACUGCUUCAAGUCUUGUCUGUGCUGCUGGUGCCAGAGGAAAUCGAGGGAUCUCUCCCCGAUAGAUGAGAGGGGCUCCGGGGUUCGCUGGAAGGGGUACUGCCGUGAGAAUGGCCUGGACUGGACCAGCUCCCGGUCGAGCCAGAAGUUCAGCUCCUCUUAAGGGCCCAGCGCUCCUGGCGGCUGGACGGACACACAGCCAGGCCAACUCCGGCCACCUUUUGGGGCUCAGCCCUCACUCACUGUGACUCCCUCAGUGAAGAGGGGGCUCCCGUUAAGCCAGAUGGAUUACCGCCAUCCUGGACUGGACUCACCGUGGGAAGGAAGGCAUAUGAAGAGGAGCCACCAUUUAAAACUGUAUAAAUGUAUUUACUCCCCCAAGGCAAGGCUUAUACUAGUACUCCAGUGGGAAAAUAUGACUUUGACAGUGUUUUUUUAUUUUCCCUUGCCCAUUAAGUGCUUAUGAAAACUGUGACAAUGAUAAACACACUUAUGGAAAAUAAUAACUUAUUUGCACGCUGACCCGUCCACCUCCUCGCGCUUACACUCGCAUACAUAAAACAAUGUGUUGCUCACAUACUUGUAUCAAGCUCAGCCCGAGUCUAUAUAAAUCUUCUAAAAUCAGCCCUUCAACUGUGACAUCAUCAGCAUGGGAUGAACAGUCUUGUUUAUCUGCUUCCUGUAGUAUGGACAAUCUACCCUGGGAGGUCAUGGAUCACACUUCAGAGUGAAACAAUGGACAUUUUGUGUCAAGUAGCAUUUAGCAGGGAGGGAAUAGCAGCAGCAGUGGUCGUUUCAUGGAGCACACCUUCAAAAUAUCUCCGCUUAAUGAAACUAGAUUUGAAGGUUCCAACAGACACACUGCUUUUCCUCUGCAGAUUCUUCCAUAACCCUUGUAAUGGUACAAAAUUGCUUUAUGUGCUUUUUUUGUGUACGUUAUCUUAGUAUCUUAUAAGUCUUAUACUGUAAAUAAAUAUAAAAGAACAUGACAAUGAGAUUUAUCAAGGGCAAAUGUAAUUAUGAUAAUCUGAUUAUACCUCUUGUUCAAGAAUACAUUAUUUUUGGCUGGACUGCAACAGCGGGGCCAGCCCUAUAAACGCGAAUGUCUGUGAUUGAGUCACUGAGUGAUGAAGUUACACCGCGCAUGUCUGUGACUGAGUGAUGAAGUUACACCAUUGGUCGGCCGGUUUGGUCCAGCCAUAUACUAGGUUUUGACCUGGUCUUGUUUAAUAAGAUCAGAAAGUGUGUUUUUUGGCAUUUAUUGUUAGUACUUGUUGUGUCUGCCUUUCACCUUGAUUACUGCCUUCACUCUGCUUGGCUUUGAUUCCACCAGCUUAUGCAAAAUCUCAUCUUCCAUUUCAUCCCAGCUCUUCCCAUAGAUGAUCUCUUGAUGUUGAUUGGUGUUUGGCUUUUUCCCUCUUCAACUGCUCCCAUGGAUGUUCUUUUGGGUUCAGGACUGCCGACUAUGGGAGGAAUGCCAUCCUAACAAGCUCUCAUUCUUCUCAAUAAUGUAUUGAAUAAAAAGUGUAAUCGGAGUAUCAUAAUUGCAUUAUUCCUUGAUAAAUAAUGAAAACAACCAGGAAUUGGUAGUAUGCUUGGACUUUUGGUCCCCAUUUUAUAUAUAUUUGAUUUUGUGUCAAAUUUGCCUCUGUGGGGUGAGAGGGUAUGCAUAUGUAUAUGUCAAUUUAAAAGCAUUGCAUUGCCAGAAAUACAUGUACCAAGUUUCUAUUCUCCAAAAGUCAUUGUCUUUUCAUAUUUGCAAGGCUUUUUUAUACAAUAUCUAGUUGGUCAAUAUGCAGCAAAUAAAUACUAUUUUAUCACA
Molecule: messenger RNA, 3280 nt
Organism: Anguilla rostrata (American eel)
Lineage: Eukaryota; Metazoa; Chordata; Actinopteri; Anguilliformes; Anguillidae
Product: endothelin receptor type B-like
Exons: 8
Coding region: 356-1621 (421 amino acids)
Biological process (GO): endothelin receptor signaling pathway; enteric nervous system development; regulation of blood pressure
Cellular component (GO): plasma membrane
Molecular function (GO): endothelin receptor activity
Source: RefSeq, a predicted model, not a curated record